CGCUGGCUGUGGGAGUCCCCCCGGAGGGUGAGCAGGUCCCCUGGCAAGGAAGCCUGAGGGAAGAACGUGGCGACGGUCGUGGCUUUUUCGGGGCCUUGAGAGACACGCACGAGGCGCGACUCUAAGGCUGCUUUCGCGCCCGUUUUGUGCCGUUUGUCAGCGAAGCGGGAGAGCGCGAGAAGAGGAAUUCCUUCCCCUCCUUCCCAAAGGGGCGCGUUGCAAGCCGAAGUGGGCCUCUUUCCUUCCCCUUUAACUGUUCACCUGGACGCCCAGUUUUCUCGGGGGAGGCGGUAGGCUUAUGGGCCUUUCGCUGUAGAGGAAAACCUUCGCCCCGGUGGCAGACAUCCCCAAGAACAAGCGUUUAGUGCGGAAGCUCAUCAAGUAUGGAGAGAAGCAGAUAUUUCACCCCUAUCUUUUCGGCAUCAUUGUCUGAUGCUCUGUGACGUCCAAGGACACAUUCACUUUUUAAGGAUAAAGAUAAGAAAAAUGGUUUCAUUGAAAGGCAAAGUUCAGACCGUGCUAGGCCUUAUAGAGCCUAGCCAGCUUGGUUUCACCAUGACCCAUGAACACUUGACGAUGAACUACAGUUGCUGUUAUUACCCACCUCCUUCAGGCCAGGAAGCAUUGUCUGAUCAACCCAUUGAAAUGAAAAAUUUGUUUUGGCUUAAGCAGAAUCCUUACAGUCAUAAAGAGAAUCUUCUCCUGUGUCAGGAGACGGAUGCGGUGAGGGAAGAACUGUUGCGCUAUAAGGCUGCAGGUGGUGGGACGAUAGUGGAAAACACAACCACUGGGAUCAAACGAGACUUGAAGAUGCUUAAACAGCUUUCAGAAGAAACUGGUGUCCAUGUUAUUGCUGGAGCUGGUUUUUAUGUGGAUGCCACGCAUUCUACUGAAACACGAGCAAUGUCUGUGGAGCAGUUGACAGAGGUUAUUGUUAAUGAAGUUAUCAAUGGAGCGGAUGGAACCAACAUCAAGUGUGGUGUAAUAGGAGAAAUUGGAUGCUCUUGGCCUCUAACAGAGAGUGAAAACAAAGUACUUCAAGCCACCGCACACGCCCAGUCACAGCUCGGCUGCCCUGUUAUAAUCCAUCCUGGCAGGCAUAGUGAUUCUCCUUUCCAGAUCAUUCGGAUUAUGCAGGAAGCUGGGGCAGAUAUCUCCAAAACGGUCAUGUCUCACAUGGACAGGACUAUAUUUGAUGAGAAGAAGCUGUUGGAGUUUGCAAAACUUGGAUGCUACUUAGAGUAUGACCUUUUUGGAACAGAAUUCAUUUUCUACCAAAUGAAUCCUGAAAUUGAUAUGCCAAGUGACAAUGAGAGGAUUUUAAGGGUUCGGAUGUUGAUUGAUGAAGGCUAUGAAGACAAAGUUGUAGUUGCUCAUGACAUACACACGAAGAAUAGACUGAAGAAAUAUGGAGGCCAUGGCUAUUCCCAUAUCCUUGAAAACAUAGUCCCCAAAAUGUUAGUUAGAGGCAUAUCACAAAAUAAAAUUGAUAAAUUAUUGAUAGAGAAUCCCAAACAGUGGCUGACCUUUAAGUAGGAAAAACAAGUAUGGGUAUACAACUUGAGAAGUUGCUAAGGUUAUAUUUGCUACCACAAAAAUGGUAAUUUGAAGCACUAAUUCUUUGGAGAAACCAGUAAAAAUCACGUUCCCACAAAUUUGGCGGACUUCCUUUUACAGUACAGCAGGCAUCCUUUCCAGUGUGCCAAGCCAUUCUUGGCAUUGCAUUUUCAGGUGCUGAUUUAAAAUAAAACACAACUUUUAACUAUAGCAUUUGUUGCUUAUUAAGUGGAGAAGAGUCAUUUAACUUUGCCUCAUACAAUGUAAAGGCUUGUAUCCUACCACAUCACUCAACAAAAUUUUAAGCUUUCCUGUGAUUUCAGUCAGAGGAAACCUGGAAGAACACUUUAAACUUUGCUGAGCAGAGUGGUAGGAUACAAGCUUAAAUCUUUCUAAAAUUGCCACAGCUGCUUUUAAAAAACAAACAAACACCAAGGGACAUCCAUGCAGUGCUCCUGCAGACACACUGACAGCCUUCAUGACAUGUUAACUGUGCAGAAGCUAAGGCUGGUGGACCAGUGAUGAAGGCUGCUGUUGUUUCCGGAGGCAAUACUGCUGGAACAUAACCCUGGGAUACAGAGAUCCUUAUGUACAUAUCCUGACAGUAUAAUCCUAAACACAUACUUUUUGGGAUUGCACUGAAAAACACUUAGGUAUAUGCAUGGGAAUUUCCCUUCCCCCUCUCUUCUGUAGUUCCUUGAGAAGGGCCAGAUGCCACUCCAGUCAGUUUCCUGGUCUUUACAAGCAGCAGUCUAUAGGGUGCCAAGGAGUGCUGUCGAAAGCGGGGGUCGGGGGGAGGUCUAAAAGAUCUCUGUCUGUACACAGAAGCCACAGUCUUUUGGCUCUCUCCCUCUAUGAGCAACUGAGUUAAGCACAUAAACUUAAAGCUUUCCAAGUAAUGAUCUCAAAUACUUAAAAUAUUUUAGUCUUAAAGAUUUAUCAGUUGUAUUACUUCAGGAAGGUCACAGCCCAAUCAUACGCAUGUUUAUUUAGAAGUCCCAUUAGCUUAAAUGUACAUAGGAUUGCAACUGUAAGUGGCAAUCCAUUAAUUGACUUAAUUUGAAAUGAUUUAAUAUUAAAAACUGAUGUUACCGCUAGUUGUACAGAUAUAGUUUAACACUUAAGGAUAUUUUAAAAGUCACAUUUAAAUAACCUCUGUAUAAAAUGGAAAUGAUAAUUGAAAUCAAAGACAGCAAUUGUACUCAGGUACACUUACUCAAAGGAAAGUGUUCUUAGGAUUGCGCUGUAAAAGCGCUAUAAGGAGAAUUUAAUGAAUGAAAAAAUACUACAAUAGCAUUAAAAGAAUGGAUUGGAAAAUAUAUGCUCAUUUGAAGAACUCUUAAUAUCCACUGACCACAAUGCACUUGUGAGCAUUAAAUUGCACUGAAAUCUGUGGUCACAGUACUGCAGUACUGCAGAUUCAACAGGCUUACAGGCUUCAGUCAGAAGGCUUCUAUAAAUCAAACCUAUUGUACCUCAGUGUGGCCCUUAAUUUUAUAAACCUUUUCAUGGAAUCAGAGCAAUGGUGUUAGGUUCACUGUUCCUGUUUUAGAAAAUUUUGUAAUGCAAAUCAUUGUGAAGAAAAAUACCAAAAGCCAAAAUAAGUAAUACAGUUUAAUGAGCUGUUAGCACAAAGCCCAUGAUUUACAAAUCAGUUUUUUUCAAGAUAGAAUUUUUUAAAAAAAACUUUUAUUCUUUUCUGUGGACCUAAACAGAGAGAAAUGCUGACUUAUCUAAAGAAAAGGUCCUAUCUGUUAAAAAUGGCAAUCUAAUGACAAGGGUUUAUUAUACUUUAAAAUGUGCCCAGCUUUAGAUAUCCUGUGGCAAUGGAAUCCCUGCAUUACUCAUAUGAAUUGUGGAUAUCUAGCUAUAGCCUGCAGUUGACUUGGCCUCUUUUGCACGUGUUUAAAGAAUUGCACACAUUUGUUGAGGGCCUUUUUCCACUUUCAAUACUCUACACAGCAUCACCAGCAGCAAUUGAAAUCUCCUGAAUGUCAAAAGCAGGAAUUGCUGUUCUGAAAGAUAGCUCUUAGACAGAGGUGUACCCAGUCACUACCUCUCUGUAAUAAUGACUAGCGCCUGUUUUGCUACCAACCAACGUAUACUGCAGAGACAGGCAAUGGCAAACCACCUCUUGUUAGUCUCUUGCCAUGAAAACCCCAUCAGGGGUCGCCAUGAGUCAGCUAUGACUUGACAGCACUCUCCACCACCAAUUUAUACUGAGCGUCCUGCCUGUAUCAAGUGCAAUGGAUUUGUAUGUUCUGUCAAAGAUACCAUAUGCUUACACUAAAUUUAUUUUUUUAAAAAAAUCAGUGCAUUAUAUAUUGAUGCCAUAGUUGGGACUAAUUUAGCCAGAAUCACAUUGUCUAGUGAAAAUUUCUAAAUAAGUGAUUGAUUUUGUGAAAUAUUAGGAACUGGAUGGCUUGGGGGAGGGAAUCAAAGAAAUUCAACAAUUUGUGAGUGGAUUUUCUGUCUUUAAUAGCUGACUUACAAAUGUCUAGAUUAUGAAAGAAGAGAAUGAUAUUUGGGGUAUUUGAGCAAAUAAUAAAUCUGAUUUUCAAACUGUUUGUAGCAGAAUCUAUUAAAAGGAGAAGUCAGAUGCCUGGA
Messenger RNA from Eublepharis macularius, 4164 nucleotides. RefSeq names its product phosphotriesterase related (gene PTER). The transcript has 6 exons. Gene Ontology annotation, molecular function: zinc ion binding. Gene Ontology annotation, biological process: catabolic process. The record is from RefSeq and is a predicted model, not a curated record. Lineage: Eukaryota; Metazoa; Chordata; Lepidosauria; Squamata; Eublepharidae. Bases 433 to 1536 code for a protein of 367 amino acids.